Zalophus californianus (California sea lion) is the source of this 1281-nucleotide messenger RNA. RefSeq names its product epiphycan (gene EPYC). The transcript is spliced from 9 exons. The record is from RefSeq and is a predicted model, not a curated record. Bases 1 to 1281 code for a protein of 426 amino acids. Gene Ontology annotation, molecular function: protein binding. NCBI's taxonomy places the organism in Eukaryota, Metazoa, Chordata, Mammalia, Carnivora, Otariidae.
AUGACGGAUCCAAAUGAAGAUGUCAAGUCCAAGGUAGUCCGUAGAGCAUGUAAGAAUCUGCAGCUCAGAGUGAAUGGUGAGGACGGGAGAUGUAAAGCUGGACAUGGAAAUAGUGGAGGGCACUCAAGGGAAAGGAUAAAUAGAGAAAAGAUGAAUCAUUGGACUAAAACCAGAGGCACUCCAAAAUUUAAAGGCCAGGGAGAGAAAGAGGUGGCUGACAAAGGAACAGACAAGGCAAGCCAGUGGGUAAUAUACAGCUCCUCAGAUGCAGAAGAGAAGAAAGUUGGGAGUAGUAUUCAACUAAAGUUGAGGUUUUUCCAGAUGUUGGCAAGACUCGUUCUGGGACUUGUCAUCUUCAAUGCUGCUGGGACUGCUCCAACUCUGGAACCCAUCAACUAUGACUCAGAAACAUACGAUGCCACUUUGGAGGACCUGGAUAAUUUAUACAACUAUGAAAACAUACCUAUUGGUCAAGCUGAGAUUGAAAUAGCCACAGUGAUGCCUUCUGGGAACAGAGAGCUCCUUACCCCACCCCCACCGCCAGAGGAAGCUGAAGAAGAGGAGGAGGAGGAGUCCACCCCCAGACUGAUCGAUGGCUCUUCUCCACAGGAGCCUGAAUUCACCGGGGUUCUGGGCCCACACACCAACGAAGACUUUCCAACCUGCCUUCUGUGUACGUGUAUAAGUACCACUGUAUACUGUGAUGACCAUGAACUUGAUGCUAUUCCUGCGCUACCCAAGAACACUGCUUAUUUCUAUUCCCGCUUCAACAGAAUUAAAAAGAUCCACAAAAAUGAUUUUGCAAGCCUAAAUGAUUUAAGAAGGAUCGAUCUGACAUCAAAUCUAAUAUCUGAGAUUGAUGAGGAUGCAUUCAGAAAGCUGCCUCACCUCCGGGAGCUUGUCCUGCGUGACAAUAAAAUAAGGCAGCUUCCCGAACUGCCAAAUACUUUGACAUUUAUCGAUAUCAGCAACAAUAGGCUGGGAAAGAAAGGAAUAAAGCAAGAAGCAUUUAAAGAUAUGUAUGAUCUCCAUCACCUCUACCUCACGGAUAACAAUUUGGACCACAUCCCUCUGCCACUCCCAGAAAAUCUACGGGCCCUUCACCUUCAGAAUAACAACAUUUUGGAGAUGCAUGAAGAUACUUUCUGCAAUGUUAAAAAUUUGACUUAUAUUCGUAAGGCGCUAGAGGACAUUCGAUUGGAUGGAAACCCUAUCAAUCUCAGCAAAACUCCUCAAGCGUAUAUGUGCCUACCUCGUUUGCCUAUUGGAAGUCUUGUCUAA